AUGAUGGUAUCGAUCCCCAGUUUCUACGCGGACAGCACCGGGACUAGCAUGAGCAUGAGCAUAAGCAUUCCAGUGAGGUUUGGACCCUGGGGUGGGAACAGUGGCACCAUCUUUGACGACGGGAUAUACACGGGUGUCCGGCAGAUCAAUUUGACGCGGGGGCUAGUAGGGAUAUCCUCCAUGAAGGUUCUCUACGACCGCAACGGGCAGGCCGUAUGGGGCGACAAGCGCGGAGUCAGUGGGGGCUCUACUAGAGCUCAAAAGGUCGUGUUCGAUUUCCCGUCGGAGAUCUUGACGCACAUAACCGGCUACUUCGGCUCGACGACGGCGACGAUGAAGAUGAAGAUGGGCCCGACGGUGAUCAGGUCGCUGACGUUCCACACGACAAGGAAGAGCCACGGACCGUUCGGGGGGGACGAGCAGCACGGCACCUUCUUCUCCAGCUGCCUGGCCGACGGGAGGAUAGUAGGGUUCCACGGCAGGGCGGGAUGGUACAUCGACAGCGUCGGGGUUCACGUUCUGGAAGGGAAGGUGCUGUCGCAGCAGAGAGACGACGAGACGCGUUGUUCACUAGCACUAGCAGCGAGGGAAAGGGAAGCCGGAGACGAGGUGGUGAGCAGCAGCAGCAAGCAGCAGCAGCUCUGGAGGAGGACUGCUGCAGGCGCCGGCUACUACUACUACUACAUACGGCGUGGUGAAAGAGCCGGUCCCGAUAGGCCCCGGACCGUGGGGCGGGGACGGCGGCAAGCCGUGGGACGACGGCGUGUACACCGGCGUCAGGCAGAUGUACAUCACGAGGACCGACGACUUCAUCGGGUCUGUCCAGAUGGAGUACGACAGGAGCGGCAAGUCCGUCUGGUCCACCAAGCACGGAAACGGUGGCCAGCAGCAGAUCACAAUCACACACAGGGGCCCAGGGUGCUGCGUUCGCUCACCCUGGUCAGCAGCCGGGGGAGGUACGGCCCGUUCGGCGACGAGGUCGGCGCCUACUUCACCUCCGCCACGACGGAGGGGAAGGUGGUGGGCUUCCACGGCCGGUGCGGCCUCUACCUGGACGCCAUCGGGGUGCACAUGCAGCACUGGCUCGGGGUUCAGUGGGCAGCUCUGAACCUCGUCAUGUCAUCUGUUAUGAUUAUUGGCGGCGGUAGUUUGCUGCUCUUCGGGAGCCAUUGUCAGCUUAACCACGGCGGCGCCGAUGAUCUGUUUGUAGGCUGGGGCCAUCUCAGCGACAGCGAGUGA
Zea mays is the source of this 1239-nucleotide messenger RNA. Its product is annotated as jacalin-related lectin 3-like. NCBI's taxonomy places the organism in Eukaryota, Viridiplantae, Streptophyta, Magnoliopsida, Poales, Poaceae. Bases 1 to 1239 code for a protein of 412 amino acids. The transcript is spliced from 4 exons. The record is from RefSeq and is a predicted model, not a curated record. Gene Ontology annotation, molecular function: carbohydrate binding.